AUGCAAGAGGAGGUGGAAGUUCCCGUUCCUACUGGAACUAUUUUCACUAAAAAACCAGAUCCUCCAAUUUUGACUGGGGAACAGAAAGAAGAGCUAAAACGGAGUAAUCCCCUGAAAUAUAUCAAGUUAAUGCUAGCUCAACGGGAUUCUUCUUCUAGCAAAAAUCAAUCUGAAGAUUCGAGCCAAAUGAAGGAUAAUGCCCCUCUUACUUCUCUCGACCAACUUCUUCAACAAGUCAACAAAACUAUUCUUGAGGCUGACAUUUUUACUAUUCUAAAAGAAGACACUGCAGCCUAUUUUUCGAUGAAGAAGUUGCUUUCUCAGAUAGAUCUCAGCAUCUGUCCACCUGAAGUAAGUGAGACCAUAUAUGAUCUGCAAAUCUUGCUCAAUGAAGUUAGCAGUGAAUAUAUUAGGGUUAAUGAUGCUGAGGCUAAGAUUCGAACCAAACAAGAGGCUUUGUCUAAAGCUUAUGACCAAACUUCGAGACUUUCUGAAGAAGCAGAGGAGUUGGAGCGUGCUAAAAUCCAGGCCAAAGACAAGCAUGAUGUUUUGGCUCGAUCAAUCUUGUUUUGGGAAUCCCAGAUUGAAGAACUCAAAAAGAAAAUUGAGGGUGCUCGAAAUGAGCAGGCAGCCUUGAAGCCCGUUGAUGACAAAGAACUUGAAAAUCUUGUCACACAAAGUCUUCAACAGAUGGAGGUAGCUGAAGGAAUAAGCGAAGAGAUCAAGGGGCUCGAAAGCGUCAGAAAUGCCACCCAAUGCAAGAUCAACUUAUGCAAGAGCAAGUUUGCUAAGCUGAAACGAAACGCCCCUUUCUGA
This is a messenger RNA of Vicia faba (fava bean), 816 nucleotides long. NCBI's taxonomy places the organism in Eukaryota, Viridiplantae, Streptophyta, Magnoliopsida, Fabales, Fabaceae. The record is from the annotation of a GenBank genome assembly.